AACAAUUACAAAGUAUAAAACCCAAUUAAGAGUUUUCCCUAUAAAUAGUCUUAGAAAAAUUGUUAAGAAUUAAGCCAUACAAAAAUAUCAUCCAAACAUAAUAAUGAUGAGAGGAGAUCACACUUCACAAAAGUUAGCCUUUUCUUUCAUUCUGUUGCUCAUUAUUGUCUUAGCAUCAUCAUCUCAAUCUGCCUUGGCAUCCAAGAAACUACCACUCAAUGAAAAAUCACCCUGCAAGAGAUUUGUGGUCUACUACCAUGACACCCUCUUCAACGGCACAGAUGCAGCCAACGCCACAUCUGCAACGGUAGCUAACAAAACUCGUCUAGGCGAUUUCAAUUUCGGGAUGUUGGUGGUUUUCGAUGAUCCAAUGACUAAAGAUAAUCACUUGCUUUCUCCCCCAGUUGGUAGAGCACAAGGGUUUUUCUUCUAUGACAAGAAAAAUGAGUACAAUGCUUGGUUUGCUUUCACUUUGGUGUUCAACUCAAGUGAGUACAAAGGUACUUUAAACAUUAUGGGAGCAGAUUUAAUGCCCCAAAAGACUAGAGAUCUCUCAGUGGUUGGUGGCACUGGAGAUUUCUUCAUGGCUAGAGGAAUUGUUACUAUAGAGACUGAUACUUUACAGGGUGAUUUCUAUUUUCGUCUCAAGAUGGAUAUCAAAUUAUAUGAAUGCUAUUAGUUAAUAUUAGUCUAGCUAGAGAUAAUAUGUAAUAAUAAUAAUAAUAAAAAAUAUGAGAUUUUCUUAAUGUUUUAAACUUAUGUUUUAGCUAUUUUCUUAUUUGGUUAGCAUCAAAUGAAACUUUUGUGGAACAUACUAAAGAUGCUUAAACUCUUGUAAUAGAUUCUAUAAUAUUAAAAGACACAAAUUAGUCUUG
Messenger RNA from Cannabis sativa, 875 nucleotides. Its product is annotated as dirigent protein 5-like. The record is from RefSeq and is a predicted model, not a curated record. The coding region runs from base 104 to 679 and encodes 191 amino acids. The transcript has a single exon. NCBI's taxonomy places the organism in Eukaryota, Viridiplantae, Streptophyta, Magnoliopsida, Rosales, Cannabaceae.